AUGGUUGGAUAUCUUCGAAAUAUUCUUGUGGAGUUGGUGAACAACCCAUCUGAAGAUAUUAUUAAAGCUAUCGAUGAUAACAUCGACGAAGAAGUUCUUCAAGUUGGCAUGAGUUUUGAAAAUGUAGACGAACUGAAGCAAUUCUAUAAGAAAUACAUUAUUAAAUGUGGGUUCGGUGUCAGAAUUAGAAGUUCAUCAAAAGAAGAAGACAACGAGUUAUGCUUCAUAAAGUUAGUUUGCAGUCGUAAAGAGAAGUGUCACUCCGCAAUUCCUUCAGAACUAAAAAGUCUCCAAACACAGAGAAAACAAUGUCCUGCCAGAAUUAGCGGGGUGAAAAAGGAAGGGCAGUGGUAUAUACGCAAUGUUAACAAUGUCUAUAACCACGACCUUAGUCUAAAAAAGUCCAGGUUGAUACGUGGAGACAAAAUUGUAACCAUGCAGGUCAAGAGGACACUAGAUAUGACUGAUGAAGCCGGUGUGCGCAUUAACAAGAGUUUCCAGUCAUUAGUUUGUGAAACAGGUGGCUUUGAAAAUGUUUCGUUUGUUGAGCGUGAUGUCAAAAAUUACAUCGGAAAGCAACGCAGGAGAUUGUGCAAGGAUGGUGAUGCACAAGCUUUGAUAACACACUUCUCAAACAUGCAACAAUUGAACCAUGACUUCUACUAUGACAUUGACUUGGAUUCAGAUGAUCGCAUCUCAAACGUUUUUUGGGUUGAUGCGCGUAGCCGUGCAACAUGCGAAGAAUUUGGAGAUGUUAUAUCAUUCGACACAACUUAUUUGACCAACAAGUAUGACAUGCCAUUUGCACCAUUUGUCGGUGUUAAUCACCAUGGCCAGUCAAUAUUAUUAGGAUGUGGAUUGUUGUCAUCAGAAGAUACAUCCAUCUUUGUCUGGCUAUUUCAGAGUUGGCGUCGAUGCAUGUCUAAUAAGUCACCUGAGGGAAUUGUCACGGAUCAAUGCAAAGCUAUGCAAAACGCAAUUGAAAUUGUUUUUUCAAAUACAAGGCAUAGAUGGUGCCUUUGA
Messenger RNA from Vigna unguiculata (cowpea), 1023 nucleotides. Its product is annotated as protein FAR1-RELATED SEQUENCE 5-like. The record is from RefSeq and is a predicted model, not a curated record. Lineage: Eukaryota; Viridiplantae; Streptophyta; Magnoliopsida; Fabales; Fabaceae.